Molecule: messenger RNA, 1320 nt
Organism: Dovyalis caffra
Lineage: Eukaryota; Viridiplantae; Streptophyta; Magnoliopsida; Malpighiales; Salicaceae
Source: the annotation of a GenBank genome assembly
AUGGCUAGGAUUCAGCCAAAACACUGGAUUUUGAUAUUGCUGGGUGCAAUCCUGAGUGGUUCUCUUGUUGCAGUUUCAGUUUUGGUUUUGGCUGAACCAAGUUUGACACAAGAAGGGUCAAGGACUGCUGAAGCCGAGUCUCAUCGUGCAAUGAGAAUAUUGAGGCUUGUACGAGAAAAAGGCCGAGUAGGUUAUACGCAUGUUUGGCCGGAAAUGAGAUUUGGCUGGAAAAUUGUUCUGGGUAGCAUAAUUGGAUUCUUUGGAGCCGCAUGCGGGAGUGUGGGAGGUGUUGGUGGUGGUGGUAUUUUUGUUCCAAUGCUUACGCUGAUCAUUGGGUUUGAUGCCAAAUCAGCCACAGCGAUGUCAAAAUGUAUGAUCACAGGAGGAGCAGCUGCAACAGUUUACUACAACUUGAAGCUAAGACAUCCUACACUUGAGCUGCCCAUAAUUGACUAUGACCUGGCUCUUUUAUUCCAACCAAUGUUGGUGCUUGGAAUUAGUAUUGGAGUCGCUCUCAAUGAGGCUGCUAGAAGCUUGGAAUCUGAUGAUGGCAGAAAUGAAGAAGUUGACGGCGAACCUCCUCCUGGAGGCUCCACAGAUGGUGCUCAAACAGAAACCAAGGAAUCUAAAAAAGAGCAUGUGAGAGCGAGAGUACCUGUCUCUAUUAUGGAGAAUGUUUACUGGAAGGAGCUUGCACUCCUUGUUGCUGUCUGGUUGCUCAUUCUUGGAUUACAGAUUGGCAAGAAUUACUCGACAACCUGUUCAAUGGCAUAUUGGCUAUUGAACAUAUUGCAGAUCCCAGUGGCUUUUGGCGUGAGUUCAUAUGAGGCAUUUAGCCUGUACAAAGGGCGAAGAAAGAUUGCCUCCAAGGGAGAUGCAGUCACAAACUGGAAGAUAAGCCAGCUCUUUCUUUAUUGUAUGAUUGGCCUGUUGGCUGGUAUAAUUGGUGGGAUGCUUGGACUUGGUGGAGGAUUCAUUUUGGGCCCUCUUUUCCUGGAGAUGGGAAUCCCCCUCAGUGCCACAGCCACCUUUGCCAUGAUGUUUUCUGCAUCCAUGUCUGUCGUGGAAUAUUAUCUUCUCAAGCGUUUCCCAGUUCCUUAUGCUCUUUACUUCUUUGCUGUUGCAACCAUUUCUGCCUUCGUUGGGCAACAUGUGGUAAGAAAGCUGAUCCGUAUACUGGGAAGAGCAUCUCUGAUCAUAUUCAUUCUUGCCUUCACCAUCUUUGUGAGUGCAAUAUCACUAGGUGGUGUUGGCAUAGCUCACAUGGUCAAAAGGAUCGAGAGGAAGGAGUACAUGGGAUUUGAAAACAUUUGUUCAUAG